AGUCGCGGGUGAUAAGCGUGUGCAAGUGGGUGUACGUUCUGUUCUCCGUACAUUCUCGCGCAAAUACGUAAAUACCGUCUCGAACACGUUUAAUUGGAUUUCAAGUUAUCAACCAAUCGUGAAUUGUUUAGUGUGUACUUUAUGUGGAUUUGUUUUGUGUUUUUCGUUAACAUUUGAAUGUGUGUGUGUGAAAACUAGUUAUUUUUUUCUGUGCACUACUAUUUGGAUAUUUUUUCGCCUUCAAGUUUGUGAUGGCGUAGCGUAAUGGAGGGCGAGUGCUCGGAGAGCGCGGAGGGCUGGCUGUUGGUGCGCGUGCACGUACCUGAGCUCAAUGUCCAGAAAAGCCUGCAGUUCCCACGCGACCAGCUCGUGUGGGACGUGAAGCAGCAGUGUCUCGCCGCCUUGCCAAAGGAAUUGAAGGAGAGCUUCAACUAUGGUCUGUUCUGCCCUCCGGUCAACGGCAAGGCCGGAAAGUUCCUCGACGAGGAGCGUCGACUUGGCGAUUAUCCUUUUAACGGACCUGUUGGAUAUCUUGAGUUAAAGUAUAAGCGUCGUGUGUACAAGAUGCUAAAGCUAGAUGAGAAGACGCUGAAGGCGUUACAUUCGCGAGCCAACUUGCGCCGCUUCCUCGAACAUGUUACGCACGCUCAGAUCGACAAGAUCACUAAGGCCUGUGCAAAGGGUUUGGACCCGAACUUCCACUGCCAUGAUACCGGAGAAACGCCUUUAACAAUAGCGGCUGGCUUAAAAUCACCUGGCAAAGUCCUAAUAGCCCUUGUGAAUGGCGGUGCUUUACUCGACUACAGAACGAAAGAUGGCAGCACAGCUAUGCAUAGGGCUGUAGAAAAAAACUCGUUAGAAGCAGUGAAAACGCUUUUAGAACUUGGAGCGUCACCGAAUUAUAAGGACAGCAAGGGAUUAACACCUUUGUAUCUAUCGGUUACAAAUAAAACGGACCCAUUAUUGUGCGAAACGUUAUUGCAUGAUCACGCAACUAUUGGAGCUACGGAUCUGCAAGGGUGGCAAGAAGUGCAUCAGGCCUGCCGCAACGGUCUCGUCCAGCACCUGGACCACCUGCUGUUCUACGGCGCGGACAUGAACGGGCGCAACGCGUCGGGCAACACGCCGCUGCACGUGUGCGCCGUCAACGCCCAGGACUCCUGCGCCCGCCAGCUGUUAUUCCGCGGCUGCGACAAGGAAUCGCUCAACUUCGCCAAUCAGACCCCCUAUCAGGUAGCAGUUAUAGCUGGAAACUUAGAAUUAGCAGAAGUAAUAAAGAAUUAUAAAACGGAAGAAAUCGGUGAGUUUAAAUCUUUAUAUGGCGCAUGGUUUUGGCUGCCGCUUCUUAAAAUUCAUAUCGACUUAAUUCUCAAUUGAUUCCUAUAAUAUGUCGAUUAUUUAUAUUUUUAUUAUAUGCAACUGCUUUUACAUCAACCAUAUUGUUGUUAGUUAAUAAUACUCAGAUAUAUAUUAUUAUUAUUAGAAAUCAUAUAUACCUAUUAACACGCAAAAUCCAUAAAUACAUAGCAUGUUUUCAUCCAACAUUUCCGUUUUUAUAUAUUAGCUGUUUUUCUAUAUUCCAUUGCUUUUUAUAAUGGUGAUGGUUGUAUAUUUUUGGAUUAUCAUAGGUCUGUUACAUAAUAUAACACAAUAUUAUAGUAAUGUUUAUCGAUUGUCAAACGCAAACAUAUGUAAACACACUAAUUUGUACUAUGACUGUAUCUUGUGUAAAAAAUAUAAUAUUAUAUGUAUAAAUUUUAUUCAUGUUGUGAUAUUCUCGAUCAAGUUAGUUUUGUUUCGUUCGUCGCACGAUUAUCCAUUUUGUUUAUGUUGGUUCCGUUUUACAAUGAAGUCUACGUUCAAAUAUUUAUUUGAGAGCACUUCAACCCAACUUUUGAGUUGUUGGAAUUCCGAUUGGUUUCCGCACGUUUACUUUGAGUAUUAGUUUUGGGUUGUUAACGAAACGUUUUCAGUGCCUUUCCGCGGGCCGCCCCGCUACAACCCGAAGCGGCGGUCUGCGGCGUGGGGCGGCUGGUGGAGCGCCGGCGACCGCUCGUCGCUGGCCUCCUCCACGCGCAUCCCCGCCGACCUGGACGCGCUGCUGCGCCGCCCGCAACUCGCGCCGCUGCCGCCCGGCUCACCCUGCAGCCUCCAAAGACCGUUUUCCUCUGCGUCCUCGAGCAUUAGUGACGCGAGCCACCCGAGCCACGAGGACGACGCCAGUAUACUCACAGGUAACUGCCGGCCGAGCGCUGCGCUCGCUUGCACACGUGGACACGACACGUGCCAAGACAACCAUCACCAUGCAUCAACCUCACUGAGCAAGGUCACACCGACUGCAUGUUCUAUGUUUUUUCAAUUAGAUGUUUUCAUAUUUCUCACGAUCCGCUUCAUCGCUUCUAUUCCUUUCGGACGUGUUUGUUUUUAAGUUAUUUACUGUUAUUUAGUUCCUAUUGUAACAUGUUGCCGUAACUCACCCCGCUCUGAAUGGAAAAAGUUUUGAAAUUAGCCUGAAAUUACAAAGAUACAAAACUUUCAAUGUAAUUACAAGCACUCACGUUUAGUAAAAGUUUUCUAUACAUUUAAACCAUUAAACACGUUGGCCUUACAAACAUCUAGUGCACAAUUU
Molecule: messenger RNA, 2629 nt
Organism: Parnassius mnemosyne (clouded apollo)
Lineage: Eukaryota; Metazoa; Arthropoda; Insecta; Lepidoptera; Papilionidae
Source: the annotation of a GenBank genome assembly